Panicum virgatum (switchgrass) is the source of this 2365-nucleotide messenger RNA. RefSeq names its product prolycopene isomerase 1, chloroplastic-like. NCBI's taxonomy places the organism in Eukaryota, Viridiplantae, Streptophyta, Magnoliopsida, Poales, Poaceae. Gene Ontology annotation, biological process: carotenoid metabolic process. The record is from RefSeq and is a predicted model, not a curated record. Gene Ontology annotation, molecular function: oxidoreductase activity. The transcript is spliced from 10 exons. Bases 16 to 1950 code for a protein of 644 amino acids.
CAACGGCGGCCGCGAAUGGAGAACGGCCGGCGAGGCGCCACGUGUCUCCAACCGCUGCCUCACUCGCUCUACUCCCUCGCCGUCCUCACACUGCUCUGCUCGUCGUCUCCCAACAGCCUCCACCGGCGCCGUCUCCGCUUCUCCGACCCCGAGAUGGCGGCCUCGGCACUAGCGUCCCGCGCGCUGCAGCCCCCGCACGGCCACCAUCCGGCCGCGCCUCCGCCGCGUGCGCGCUCGUCAAUCGCCGCCACUCGCCGUCGCCGACGCGUGGCCGCCGCAUCCGCACGCUGCCGAGCAGUGGCUGCCGACGAGCGCCCCGCCGACCCCGCCUUCCCCGAGGGCCAGAACGGCGGGUUUUCCGGGGCGGUGGAGAGGCCGGAGGCGGACGUCGUCGUGAUCGGCAGCGGUCUCGGCGGGCUGUGCUGCGCGGGGCUCCUGGCGAGGUACGGCCAAGAUGUGCUGGUGCUUGAGAGCCAUGACCGCCCGGGAGGCGCCGCGCACUCGUUCGAUAUCAAGGGGUUCAACUUCGACUCGGGGCCAUCCUUGUUCUCCGGGUUCCAGUCCAGAGGCCCCCAGGCAAAUCCACUUGCUCAGGUCCUUGAUGCCUUAGGUGAAUCGGUACCUUGUGCGUCAUAUGACUCUUGGAUGGUUUAUGUACCUGAAGGACAAUUCCUCUCUCGGAUUGGUCCAACUGAAUUCUACAAGGACCUUGAAACAUUUGUCGGUGUUGACGCUGUCCAGGAGUGGAAAAGGCUUCUUGAUGCAGUUAUUCCUAUGUCUGCAGCUGCAAUGGCUUUGCCUCCACUUUCAAUUCGAGGUGAUUUAGGUAUUCUAUCUACAGCUGCUGGCAGAUAUGCUCCUUCUCUAUUGAAAUCAUUCAUACAAAUGGGACCCCAAGGAGCUCUGGGCGCUACUAAACUUCUACGGCCGUUCCAAGAGAUUGUUGAUUCGCUGGGGCUGAAAAAUCCCUUUAUUCGUAAUUGGAUCGACCUCCUGUGUUUUCUACUUGCUGGAGUCAAAUCUGAUGGUGCUCUUUCUGCAGAAAUGGUUUAUAUGUUUGCAGAAUGGUAUAAACCAGGAUGCAUGCUUGAGUAUCCUCUGGGUGGAACUGGAGCAAUAAUAGAUGCCCUUGUGAGUGGUAUUAAAAAAUUUGGUGGCAGAAUAGCUCUUCGUUCUCAUGUUGAAAAGAUCUUAAUCGAGAAUGGCCGAGCGGUUGGUGUCAAGCUACAAAGUGGACAAGUCAUACGUGCAAAGAAAGCAGUUGUUAGCAAUGCGUCUAUGUGGGAUACUUUGGAUCUGCUGCCACCAGAUGUUGUCCCAAAAUCAUACGAAGAUAAAGUGAAAGCAACUCCACAAUGUGAUUCGUUUAUGCAUCUACACUUGGGUUUCGAUGUAGAGAAUGCUAGAGAGGACCUUGGUAUCCAUCACAUUGUAGUUGAUGAUUGGAACAAAGGAGUUGAUGGUGAACAAAACGUUGUGUUGAUAUCUGUUCCUAGUGUUCAUAGUAAGGACCUGGCGCCUGCAGGAAAACAUGUUCUUCAUGCAUAUACACCAGGGACAGAACCUUUCAGUUUGUGGGAGGGACUGGACCGGAAAAGUGCAGAUUAUCGAAGAUUGAAGGAAGAACGUUCUGAGGUGAUGUGGAAAGCAGUGGAGCUUGCUCUUGGCCCAAAAUUUAGCCGAGAAAAAUGUGACGUCAAGUUGGUCGGGACACCAUUGACGCAUAAGAGAUUUCUCAGAAGGAAUAGGGGAACCUACGGUCCAGCCAUAAAAGCCGGGGAAGGCGCUUUCCCUGGGCAAGCAACACCAAUCCCCCAGCUCUUCUGUUGUGGUGACUCGACUUUCCCAGGAAUCGGAGUGCCGGCAGUCGCGGCCAGCGGCGCAAUCGUCGCGAACACUCUGGUCUCGGUGUCGCAACAUUCAGAGCUGCUUGACGCUGUUGGAAUUUGAGUGGCAGGCAUGUCCUGGAAGGCAGAUCGUUAGAUAUGGGUGCUGGGUACAGGGUACAUACAUACACAGAAAGGUAACCUAGAUUUUGCAACGGCUGUUGAAAAGAGCAUCUGGAUGAUGAACAAGAUUGUUACAACGUGAACGUAGUUACUUUGUAACUUAAUUGUAGUAAUUUGCAAAAGAACCAUGGUUCAUUAUGUGCAGAAAAGUGUUUACUAGUCAGAACUGAGACUGAAAAAAACAGGGCAUGACAUUGUUUGUACAGUGCCGAUUCAGAUGAGCUUGUAUUGCCCCCACAUUGGCUGUGUUUAGAUCCGUAAAAUAGUGGUAAAAAAAGUCAUAUCGGAUACUGUAGCAUUUUCGUUUGUUUGUGAUAAUUAUUGUCCUAUCAUGACCUAACUAGGCUUAAAAGAUU